Molecule: messenger RNA, 1221 nt
Organism: Daldinia childiae
Lineage: Eukaryota; Fungi; Ascomycota; Sordariomycetes; Xylariales; Hypoxylaceae
Exons: 1
Coding region: 1-1221 (406 amino acids)
Biological process (GO): protein phosphorylation; positive regulation of Ras protein signal transduction
Molecular function (GO): protein serine/threonine kinase activity
Source: RefSeq, a predicted model, not a curated record
AUGAGUUUAAGGUCGAUCUUAGGAGGCUCCAGCCGGGUUAAGAAGUCGUCCAAAAAGUCUGGCGCAAAAUCGUCUUCGUCUUCACCAUCCUCAUGGGCUUCUUCUCUGCCUCGUCGCAAACCUGGACCCAAACGUGGGAAAUCGUUAGCAGAGGACGAAGAUGAUGCGGACGAUCUCUUUAACGAUAAGCUUGAUGACUAUGGACUUGUCAAGGCCCUAGCGACCGAUCUGAACUUGCGCGACGUUCCCCAAGCUAUCUUAUAUAUCCGUAGUCAUAUGUUCUCCUCUAUGCCCGAGCAAGCAGCUGGAAUGAACUCUACUAGAAUUGCUGAAGUUCUCAACUAUCGGAAGCGUCUUCCUCCGGUCGUAACCGUAUCACAUAUACAAGCUCUACUAGAAUCGCCGAGCGCAGCAGAGCGGGAAAUUGCCGAACUCGCGCGGGCUGGAUUUCUGCGUAAGGUAGUUGUUCCUGGGAGGGGGGAUAUAGGUGAAACUAUAGUACUCGCCGCAGACUUUGAGCAGCUGGUGAAAGAUUCUACGAUACUAGAUAUGGAUACGAAGGAUAGCCUAGCCAGACUGUUAAAAGAGAACCCAGGAGUCCAGGCGCUUGGGCCGAAUGCUCUUCGUGCGUCAGAGGUAGAUCAGCUUAUUAAGGCUGGGUUUUUGAUAGCUAACCAUACCGGCGCAACUCGCUAUGGCUCUACAUCCCAUAGUACAAACGUAUACUCGCGACCGGAGGACAAAAUCACACUCACAUCACUCGAUAUUAUUUCGAAACAACCAACCGGUUCACUUGGCGCCGUAGGAGGUGAGGGUGUAGUUCACAAGACCGGCGGUACUGGAGGUGGCUCACUCGGCGCACCCCGGCUCGACACCACCGGCACGGAACUUAGACUCGCUGUGCCUGGAAACGGCACAUUCCUAAAGCUUCUAUCCUCUGCGCUCGAGCACCUAGUCUCGUUGUUAGGCAAGUCGCGAUUCCGAGAGGCGCCGGAGACGGUGCUAAGAGAUCGGUGGGACGGAGGUAUCGCCAAAGAAGAAGCACGUUAUGCAGCUAAGCGCUCACGAGGAGAGUUCGCGAGUAUCUUACCCGGACAGACCAGAAAGUGGAGGCAGUUCUACGGACUUUCUUUCGACUGGGUCUUGCAAGAGGCGGUUGGAUCCGGUUUGGUUGAAGUUUUCGACACCCGAAGCGUCGGUCGCGGGAUACGUGCGAUAUGA